AUAAUAGCAAGGCGCAGGGACUAAACGGGCAAGUAGAAGAUUAGAAGAGAGUAGGGUUUCGCUACUAUAAAGCCUCGUCUCCCAAAUCGGCUUCAAGUCCUUCCCUCACAGAACUCGCAGCCUCCAGGACCAAACGCAACCCCAAACCCACCAAAAUGCCGAAGCAAAUCCAUGAGAUCAAGGAUUUCCUCCUGACUGCAAGAAGGAAGGAUGCCCGUUCUGUGAAAAUCAAGAAGACGAAGGACGCAGUCAAGUUCAAGGUUCGAUGCUCCAAGUACCUUUACACACUUUGUGUGUUUGAUACUGAGAAGGCUGAUAAGUUGAAGCAAUCCCUUCCUCCAGGUUUGAGCGUUCAGGAUCUGUGAAGAAGACUUGGAGUAGUGAUUUAAUGAAUGCCAUGUAACCUUUUGUUUUUGUUUUUGAGUUUGAACAAUUCAUGGCUUGAUAUUAGCAUUGUUGGUGUUAGAUUUUAUUCCCUGAUAUGGGUCUUAUUAGACUUGCUUUAUUAUUUAGCGGAUAUAUAAUAUUCAAUGCUGUUUGGAUUUGUUGGGAAAGGUUAAUGGAUCUGUUGAAACUA
Rosa chinensis is the source of this 577-nucleotide messenger RNA. RefSeq names its product 60S ribosomal protein L38. The transcript has 3 exons. Gene Ontology annotation, cellular component: ribosome; cytosolic large ribosomal subunit. The record is from RefSeq and is a predicted model, not a curated record. Bases 156 to 365 code for a protein of 69 amino acids. Gene Ontology annotation, biological process: translation; protein-RNA complex assembly. Lineage: Eukaryota; Viridiplantae; Streptophyta; Magnoliopsida; Rosales; Rosaceae. Gene Ontology annotation, molecular function: structural constituent of ribosome.